Cylindrotheca closterium is the source of this 1509-nucleotide messenger RNA. Lineage: Eukaryota; Bacillariophyta; Bacillariophyceae; Bacillariales; Bacillariaceae. The record is from the annotation of a GenBank genome assembly.
AUGGAUCCUCCUGGACAUACUGUGUUCUUGCAUUUGCAAGAACUCAAUCGAUCUGAAUUGCAAGCGCAAGCCAAACUUUAUGGAAUCAAGGCCAAUCAAAAGAGUGAAGUGUUGCGACAACAAUUGCAAGAAAUCCUGGCUGCGAGAGGUAACGUGAAUUCUCCAGCACCAUCCGUGGCAGUGUUGGAGGAAGCAGAAGAGGAAGAAGCAAGGGACGACGAAGAUGCCCAAAAGAAGGACGAUGAGGAGCAGGAGGAGAACGAAGAGAACGAGCCGGUUGACGUGAAGGAAGAUACGGAAGAAGAAGCAAUGGCGCCCACAGUCGAAGAGAAAGGCGAAGACGAAGAAGAAGUGGAGCAGCCUACCAAUACUACCAUCGAGGAGGCAGAUGAGAAGAAAGAGGAAGCCCGAGUCGAUGACGACGUGGUUGCCAUGAAGACAGAAGAUGUGGAAGAAGCCGUGGCUCCCACAGUCGAAGAGGAAGAAGAACUUUUGGAGCAGCCUACUAGCAGCACAGACAUCGAGGUAAACGAGAACGAAGACCAAAUCGAAGUGGCGGUAGCCCAACAAGAAAAGGACCACGAAGAAUCGACUACCGUCAACGAGAUGGAAUCCAAACACGGAUCAUCAGCUUGGGUGGAAGCAGAAGAUGACAAAGAAGAAGAGGAAGAAGAAAAUACAGUCGAGGACGCAAAAAAAGAAUUGCCUCAAUCUGACAAUGUCGAGCAGGAAGAAACGGAAAAUGAGGAGUCAAAUGCUGCCCCUCCAUUGCUAGUGAUUGUGGAUCUUGGCAGUGACGAAAUGGCAGACUUGGCCGAUGAAUCCAUUGUAUCACCAACCGCUGCCGCAAAGGAAAUGUUCCGUAGCAAGAUUCCAAGUGGUCCUUCAUCGUCGUCGGGUAGAGGAAAGGCCUUGGAAGAACGAUUAAUGCUACGAGCAAGAACUAUACCAGCAAACUUGGAAGACAGAUAUCAUGAUAGUUAUGAAAUUGUCUAUACUCGUUUCUAUGCAUCUAAGACACGCGUUGUUUCGGGAAAGAAGAAAAUUCGCGCAUCAGAGACGCAGUUUGGGCGUCAAGCUGCUGCACUAGUUUCAAUUCAAAACUUCUUUGGCGUGCUGGAGCUGACCAUCAAGCACUCGAAGUUUUUUUCCAAAGUUCUGUGGGCAUUUUUUAUAAACGUCUCGCAGUUUCCUCAAGGUCUUCCUCCCUCUCGUCCAAUCAUGGCUUUCAACUUGGAGGUCGUACAUUUCGUUCGUUCGUUCGUUCGUUCGUUCGUUUUGUUCAUUACUCAUUGCUCAAAAGGCUGUUCCUUCGAAGCCUUCCGUUCCGCAACAGAGUUUUCUUGUGGGUGUCCUUCCAAAGGUACUUGGAGCUCUUCCUCUCGAUCAUUCGAAGAAGGCAGGCUUUGCUUCCAACUUGGCGUUCGUCUGGUCGUUCUCUUCGUCGUUCUUUUCAGCCUUUCGUUUUUCGACAUGGUUGCCUUGAGCUGGGUACCUGCUUUUUUCUAG